Messenger RNA from Aspergillus thermomutatus, 1746 nucleotides. RefSeq names its product MDR family MFS transporter. The record is from RefSeq and is a predicted model, not a curated record. The transcript is spliced from 9 exons. Gene Ontology annotation, biological process: transmembrane transport. Lineage: Eukaryota; Fungi; Ascomycota; Eurotiomycetes; Eurotiales; Aspergillaceae. The coding region runs from base 1 to 1746 and encodes 581 amino acids. Gene Ontology annotation, molecular function: transmembrane transporter activity.
AUGUGCGAACAAUUGGAAGCGGGAGAAGCUCCCCUGUCUACUGAAAGACAAAAGGGAGCGCCUUCCGGACAGAAUACGCACAACACCCCGUCAAGGACCCUAGAGCUAUCUGAAACAAGAGAAAAACCCGAGAUUAUUUUAGGAGAUACCCGAGAAAACCUGGCCAAGCCCAUCUCCAACCGAGAAGAACAAGCCCCGGAAAAGUGGAUUAAAGGCAUCCCCUUGAUCAUGGUAACUUCAGGUGUUACUCUGGUCAUAUUCCUGAUGUUGCUGGACAUGUCGAUCCUGUCUACAGCCGUACCGCAAAUCACGAACCAAUUCCACUCCCUCGAGGACAUAGCCUGGUACGGCAGUGCUUAUACGCUGGCAAGCUCUGCCCUUCAGCCUCUAACAGGGAAAUUCUAUACUUACUUCACCUCCAAGUGGGUGUUUCUGGGCUUCUUCGCAGUCUUCGAACUGGGCUCCUUGAUAUGUGGCGUCGCUACUUCGUCGAAAAUGCUCAUUAUUGGCCGAGCUGUUGCCGGAAUGGGAUCUUCGGGCAUGACCAACGGCGCCCUGACUAUUGUUGCUGGUGCUGUUCCGAUGCAUAGAAGACCAGUUUUGGUUGGCAUCAUGAUGGGACUGUCACAGAUUGGACUGGUUCUCGGUCCUCUGAUCGGUGGUGCGUUGACCACAUUCACGACAUGGCGAUGGUGCUUCUACAUCAAUUUACCCAUCGGGGCACUAGUUGCUGCCCUCUUGGUCUUCACUCGCAUUCCCGAGCAACGAGAAAAGGGUCGAGCGGUCGAAGUUCUACCGACAUUCUUCAAGACGUUCGAUAUACUCGGCUUCGUGCUCUUUGCGCCCGCUGCAAUCCAACUCCUGCUGGCCCUUCAAUACGGAGGUAACCAAUAUGCAUGGGACAGCACAACCGUCAUCGGCCUGUUUUGCGGUGCAGGUGCGAUGUUUAUCAUCUUCCUGGGAUGGGAGUACCGCAUGGGGAAGGAUGCCAUGAUUCCAUUCCAUGUCAUUCACAACCGGAUCGUCUCCUGCAGCUGUGUGGUUAUCAUGACUCUGUUCGGAAUGACAAUCACUGUUUCGUACUAUUUGCCGAUAUACUUUCAGGCAGUCAAAGGCAAGACCGCGCUGGUUAGUGGUGUUGACUUGUUGCCGGGUGUGCUGUGCCAGAUUGUCAUGGCUUUGGUCUCGGGGGCUCUCAGCUACUAUCUCCCCUUCGCGGUUCUCAGCGCAAUCCUCAACGCUGUCGGAUGUGGUCUUCUGUCGACCUUAUCACCCACCACUCCCACCAGCGAGUGGGCCGGCUAUCAAGCUCUAACAGGACUUGGUCGAGGAGCAGGAACACAGACCCCCAUGAUAGCCGUUCAAAACGCUGUCCUUCCCGACGAGAUGUCAACAGCCAUGGCCAUCCUAACCUUCAGCCAGACCUUCGGCGCUGCUAUUUUUCUUGCGAUCGCUGAAGUCCUUUUCUCUCAUGGUCUGAGAAACACUAUCCCGCAGUAUGCCCCUGCUGUUGACCCCGAGACUGUGAUUGCUGCUGGUGCGACUGGUUUCCGGGGCAUUGUGUCCGAGGCGAGUCUUCCUGGAGUUCUGCUCGCUUAUUCCAAGAGUCUUGGACAUAUUUUCUAUCUGGUUACUGCGCUAAGUGUGGUGCAUUUUAUCUUUGCAUGGGGGAUGGGCUGGAAGAAUGUCGGCAAGCCUAAAGAGGACAAGCUGAAAAGGGAGGAGGAAGGGAAAGUCAACAAUUGA